AUGGCAAAGCCUUCCCCGGCUUUCGCGACCCCCCUGCCGCAAUCCUCCCGGUCCGAGGUGCUUGAAUGGCAGUUCCCGAAGCCCCAUCAGUACACCUUGGUCGGCAAGUCCCGCGCAGCAUGGCAUACCAGCUUCGUCAUCCCCCAGCUCAACAUGCUCCUCGACGCCGGCCUGGUCGUCAACGACUCUCGCCCGAAGCACAUUUUCCUCACUCACGGACAUACAGACCACUGUCUGCUCGCUCCCGCCUUCACAAAGCGUGAAGACCCACCAGACAUCGUCUGCCCCGUCGAGAUGAAGAAGGCCUUUGACAACUUCGUCCUCGCCAAAACACUGCUCAACCGCGGCGGGAUGUUCACGAGUGAUGACGCUCAGUCUGUAGGACUCGAGCUGGAUGGCAAGGGCGUCGACGAGGAGGGCCGAACGGAGGGAGAAAGAGCCUUCCUUCGCACUCACACCACCAUCGCAGUCAAGCAUGGCGAUGAAGUCCCGCUUCGUAAAGUGAAGGGCAUGACCGCCACGGUCUUCAAGUGCGACCACAACGUCCCGAGCGUGGGAUACCUUUUCUCGACGACCAAUCACAAGCUGAAGCCAGAGUACACAUCCCUCGCAGGCCCGGAAAUCAAGAAACUGCGUCAGUCAGGUGUUGAGAUCACGGCGCCUGUUACGACACCCAUCUUUGCAUUCCUUGGUGAUACGACUGCUUCAGUGUUGGCUUCUGAGCCUGAGUGGUUGAAACAGGGGGUUUCCGUGGUCAUCACGGAAUGUAGUUUUCUGUAUGAUGAGCACGACGCGCAGGCCGAGAAGACAAAACAUACGAAAUGGAAAGACCUAGAGAAGGUGGUGCGGAAAUGGCCGAAGACGACUUUUGUUCUCAUUCACUUCAGCAUGCGGUACAGCAACAAGGACAUUGUGGAGUUCUUCAAUGGAUUGGAAGAUCCGCCGAAGAAUAUCGUUGUAUGGGCUGAUGGGCAACCAGAGUAG
Messenger RNA from Colletotrichum karsti, 984 nucleotides. RefSeq lists its product as uncharacterized. Lineage: Eukaryota; Fungi; Ascomycota; Sordariomycetes; Glomerellales; Glomerellaceae. The transcript has 2 exons. The coding region runs from base 1 to 984 and encodes 327 amino acids. The record is from RefSeq and is a predicted model, not a curated record.